Molecule: messenger RNA, 591 nt
Organism: Saccharomyces mikatae IFO 1815
Lineage: Eukaryota; Fungi; Ascomycota; Saccharomycetes; Saccharomycetales; Saccharomycetaceae
Gene: BRR6
Product: Brr6p
Exons: 1
Coding region: 1-591 (196 amino acids)
Biological process (GO): lipid homeostasis; nuclear envelope organization
Cellular component (GO): nuclear envelope; nuclear membrane
Source: RefSeq, a predicted model, not a curated record
AUGGAACUCCGAAGUAUUUCGAGACCAACUGGUGGCAUGGUCACUAACCGAUUAUUAGAAAGUGAUGAUGUAAUGGAAGUUGAACUCCAGCAGGAUGCUCGGUUGGCUGUUCAAAGCGUUUGGGUAAGACCAGGCUUAAUUGCAGAGUAUAUACAACUGCUUUUCAAUUUCAUUAUUGGGAUGAUAACAUUAUCCCUUGUUAUUAAAUUCAUUCUGUUGAUCAGAAACGACGUUAACCUGAAACUAGAACAUGAUGUGAGGGAAGCGUUAGACAAAAUUGCAACUUGUAAAUCCAACUACUAUAGAAACCAGUGCGAACCUCAUAUGCGAGUUCCGGCAUUGGAAGUACGCUGUGAUGAAUGGUCUAAAUGCAUGAAUGAUAAAAUACUGCCUGGUUCCGACUAUCAGUGGGCUAAGGCAUGGGCUCGUACUUUGGCAGAAGUAAUAAAUGCUUUUUUUGAGGCGUUUAGUAUACGAUCAUUUCUUUUCAUUCUGGUUAGCAUCAUAGGCAUAAUAUUUGUAACUAAUACAAGUUUUGGAUCAUACAGGGUUUAUCUCGAUAAAGAUACAAAAACGAUUCGCAAUGCAUAG